This is a messenger RNA of Miscanthus lutarioriparius, 960 nucleotides long. NCBI's taxonomy places the organism in Eukaryota, Viridiplantae, Streptophyta, Magnoliopsida, Poales, Poaceae. The record is from the annotation of a GenBank genome assembly.
AUGGUCACCACUGCCGUCGCGGCGGUCGCCGGCGCCGUGCCGCCGCCUCGGAAAGCCAAAGCAGUAACUGUAGCCACAACACCACCUCCCACCCUCACUAGAAGGCAGCUCCUCGCCGCGGUUGCCACCGCCUCCACCCUCCGCACGGUCGCCGCCUCGGCUGCGGCCCCCAGAUUCGCCGAGAUCCCCGGCUCCGGCGUCGUGAAGGCCCUGGACCUCCGGGAGGGUUCAGGAGAGAUCCCGGCCGUCGGCGACCAGGUUGCAAUUCACUAUUAUGGGAGAUUAGCAGCGAAGCAAGGAUGGCGCUUUGAUUCCACCUAUGAUCAUAAGGACGAGACCAAUGAUCCCAUGCCGUUUGUCUUCACCCUUGGGUCUGUCAAAGUUAUACCUGGUAUGGAAGCAGCAGUGAAGUCCAUGAGAGUUGGUGGUCUUCGCCGAGUGAUCAUUCCACCAUCACAGGGUUACCAAAACACAUCACAAGAACCAAUUCCUCCUAAUUUCUUUGAUCGACAGAGGCUAUUUACUACUAUAUUCAACCCAACACUUCUCGCGAAUGGCGAGGAUUCCACUCUUGCCUACAGUCAACCCAUUCAAGAUUCAACCUCAAAUGUUCCUUGUGAGCACACUCCGCGUGUUAAUGGGAAAAUUCCAGAUUUUAAUAAUGCGACAAUUGAUCAUGAAUCAUUAUUAGAAAGAUUGGGCACUUAUGGCUUAGCUGAAUACCAAAUAGAAGGAGAUGGGAAUUGCCAGUUCCGAGCUCUGGCAGACCAGAUAUUCCGCAAUCCUGACUAUCACAAACAUGUGAGGAAGGCGGUAGUGAAGCAGCUGAAGGAAUUCAGGAAACACUAUGAAGGUUAUGUGCCAAUGGAAUAUAAGGUUUACUUGAAGAAAAUGAAAAGAUCUGGGGAAUGGGGAGAUCAUGUGACCUUACAGGCAGCUGCAGACAGGAGCUUUGGCUAA